This is a messenger RNA of Polypterus senegalus (gray bichir), 3792 nucleotides long. RefSeq names its product zinc finger protein 408 (gene znf408). Gene Ontology annotation, biological process: negative regulation of transcription by RNA polymerase II; regulation of cytokine production; regulation of immune system process. The record is from RefSeq and is a predicted model, not a curated record. Lineage: Eukaryota; Metazoa; Chordata; Cladistia; Polypteriformes; Polypteridae. The transcript has 5 exons. The coding region runs from base 176 to 3526 and encodes 1116 amino acids.
UUUGGCUGGAGAGGGAUGAUUUUCCCGGAGUUGAGAUGCUCAGGGAAACACAGAUAUGCAAAUAUUGUCUAGAAAUUAUUAAAGAAAGAGUUGAAGUGUUUGACAACUAUUAUCAGUUAUUGUAGAAUAUCUGUUUCUGUAAAAUAAAAAAAAAUCAAUUGUUUUUCAUUCUUUAAUGGAGCGCAAGAGGGAAGAUGUAACUAGUGGAGUGCGCUGUGGUCCAGGGGAGCUCUGCUGGCCCCACUCCUCCCACACGCAGCAAUGUGGUCAUGGUUGCAAUGAAGAAUUCUUUUUCAAGUCUCUACCCACUGGGCUUGCAAUUGGACCUUCAAUGGCACAGAAUGACCAAAUAGGCAUUUGGUGUGUGGGACAGCCUUUGCAAUAUGGAGGAUUUUUUGGACAAGUGAAUGAGCAGGAAAUGCAGGAACUGGUGAAAAAUGAAAAUAAGAUAGUCAUACAGGAGCCCAAAUCUGCACUCCAGGCAACAGGUUGGAUGAGAUUUGCCUGCCCAGCAAAAAAGGAAGAGGAUCACAAUGUGGAUAUGUACUGUUUCCGUGGAAAGUUUUACUUUAGAAUUUGCAAACCUGUUGAUCCUGGAGUGGAGCUCCUCCUCAGACCCAGGACGAACUCAAUGCCACAGCAAGAGGAAGAUGUUAACCUAAGUGAGAGAGACAACAUAGUACAUGGCCAACAAAGAGAAGAAGACACCACUGCAUGCGUGAACGCAGAUGAUAAAGAAGGCAAUGUGUUCAAAUUCACAAGUACCAAAGAAAGAAGGAAAAACAGCAUGUCAGAGGGGAAUGUUAGUCAGAGAGGUGAAGACCCAGAGAGACAGAGAAGAAAGUGUAGAGUAAGUGGUGUAGACAGAUCAGUGCUGUCUGAUGUGGGGCAGAGAGAAAAAGAAUGUGUAAUGACAGCAGAAACCACUGAAACAACAGAAAGUGGCAUGACUAGGGAAGACAGCAUUCAAGAAAAAGAAAACAAAAUAAUAGGACUAGGCAUGAGGUGUGAAGACAUGAACAUUGUUGGAAGGGGCGAAAAUGUCCAGAAAGGAGAGAGCAGCAUGGCAGAUGUGCAUAUUGGACAGGGAAUACAGGAAAAUGUGGAGCAGGAGUACUCUGGACAUAGAAGUGGAGAUAGCAUUCCAAUAGGAAACACCCAGCACGGAAAGGAUUACAGCACAGAAGAGAACAACAAUGGCCAAAAAAAACCAAAUACAAAUGUAGGGCUAGACAAUAAACAAACUAGCAAAGACAGAACUUUAGGGAAUGUUAUGGGGCAAGAAAUAGAGAAAUGUAUGACUGGGUCAGAUGAAUGGCAAAGUGGAUUAGACAGGAUUGAUGGAUUAAAGACCACAGAAACAGACAAAAUAAAUACUGUACAUCAAGAGGACAAAGAGGUGUGUGAAAAACACCAAGAAUGCACACUGGGUGAUCUAUGCCACAAAGCAGAGAAUCACAUAGAUCAUUUUAAGAAACAAGAUACAGUGGAGGAUGUCACUGCUGCAAUGAACCAGAACAGUUGCACUGAGAGUGUCCAGAGUUUUGAAGUGGCUAUAGAACAUGGAGGAUCUUUAUCUCAACAAACAACACAAACUUCAGUACAUUCCAUAGAAAAGUGUAAGCCUCCGGCCCGGAAAAGCAGAAAACUCUCAGGGGCUGAAAGAAAAGUAAAGGAAAGCAACUUGACACUGAGUAAAAACGAAACAACUGAACAGUCUGCAGAAAAGCAGACAUUUUUUAAGACAGAAGAACCUAAGAGUUCUAAAGUGCAGAAUAUCAGUGCCAUCACUGCAUCUCAGUCUGAUCCAGGUACUGUACUUUUGCAAAGUGAAAUUAAUGCCAAAGGACCAACAGUGUUACCUUCCAGAACAAGUUCUCGAUUGGCCGCUAAACCACGGAAGAUGCACUCAUUGGUCAGCAGAAUUCAGAAACGUCUUCAGGAGAGAAAGAUGAGAAUUCUGGCACAACAAGUAAGAGAGCAGGAAAAGGAGGAUUGUAGGAUGGAGGCUGCUUCGUCUGUUAUCAACCAAACAGAGCAACAGGAGCCAGCGGAAGAGCUAAACGAUGAAGUAGUUACACCUGGAAAAAUGGAGACAACAUCUUUGCCACAUUCUGAAAUAAAACAUUUGGUUAAGAGUGUGACAUCACUUUCUGAAGUUCGUGAAAGAAAGUACAAAUGUGAAGAGUGUGGCAAGUGUUUCCUGCAGCUGUGCCAUCUGAAGAAGCACAGGCUAACUCACCUGGAAUAUAAACCCUUCCUGUGUACAGAGUGUGGCAAGGCCUAUAGUUCCCAAGAAAGCUUCAGGGCUCAUCUACUCCUGCACAAAGGUGAAAGGCCUUUCAAAUGUCAGCAGUGUGACAAGGCCUAUGGCACAAAGCGGGAUCUAAAGGACCAUGAGAUCCUCCACACUGGUGAGCGACCAUUUAUCUGUGACCAGUGUGGCAAAGCUUUUGCACGUCGACCUUCUCUUCGUAUCCAUAUGCAGAUUCAUUUGAUGAAAGAAAUGAAUUUGGAGAACACCAAGCACUGCAGAUGUCCUGUCUGUGACAAAGAUCUUGCUAAUGGUGGAUCACUGAGGAAUCACAUGAGACUGCACACUGGGGAGAAGCCAUAUAAUUGCUCUUACUGUGGAAAGUCUUUCCGGCAGAAGGGCAACCUGCGUGGUCACCUCCGCAUUCAUACUGGAGAAAAGCCCUACAAGUGCAACCACUGUGAAGAGCUAUUCUCACAGCUGCCAGAACUGAGGAGGCAUCUUAUCUCUCAUACAGGAGAGGUGUACCUCUGCCCCAUAUGUGGGAAAGCCCUUAGGGACCCUCAUACACUCCGAGCACAUGAACGUCUCCAUUCAGGAGAUCGGCCAUAUAAAUGUGACCAGUGUGAUAAAUCUUAUAUCUUGGCCUCUAAGUUGCGUCGGCAUCAGAAGAGUCACUUGGAAGAUAAACCCUACAAAUGCUCAAUAUGUGGGUCAGGUUACAGCUCAAAACAAAGCUUGGUCCGCCACCAGCUGUCACACAAACGAAAAGAGGAGAAGCUGGCUGGGGAGUUGGCAGAAGCAUUGGCAGCACUGGAAUCUGAUGUUCCUCCAGUUGAUCAGAGCAAGAAAGGAGCACAAAAAGCAACAAAAAAGCACUCGGUAGAAAAAAAGGAUUGUGAAAGCAAUCUAGGGGAAGCAUCAGUACUCUAUGUGCAUGCUUUUGAGACAAUGGAGCUGAGCUCUGAUACAGCACAUGGAACAGUAAUGAUUAGGCAAGAAGUGCCUAAUGAAAACACUGUCCAAUUUGCCGAACCACAUGUGAUGCACAGAAUAGUGGAGUCAUCUCCUGAGUUAACCGAGUCAAUGGUGUCUGAAACUGGAAGCCACAUCCAGAUCAGUGAAGACUUUAUAGAAAUUAUCAUAUCUGACACAGACAGUAAAUGCAUUAUAGUGGAAGGGGAGAAGUCCCACAGUAAUGUUGUCAUCCUUCAAGAAGAGGAAGGUCUGGAUGCUGUGGCUGAAACAAUAGAAAUAGAAACAGGUACUUGAGGUGAAGCAAGCUAAUUAUAAAUUAGGAAUUAAAUGAUACAGCACAUAUUUGACUUACUUGGAGUCUUUUUUUAUUUUUUUGUUCCUCAAAUAAAUUUCACGAUCGGGUUUCAGUUGGUUGAGUAUGUACAUAUUUAGAUGUACCUGCCUUGAUUUACUGCUUCAAAUGCCAAAAUAAAUCAGAAUAAUACUUGUUUUAUGGGCUUUUUGAAGAAAGUAAGUAACGUGCAUUACACCCUCAAUAAAAAAUUAUGUGUUGUCAGAGG